Messenger RNA from Eublepharis macularius, 324 nucleotides. Its product is annotated as cocaine- and amphetamine-regulated transcript protein-like. The coding region runs from base 1 to 324 and encodes 107 amino acids. Gene Ontology annotation, biological process: negative regulation of appetite; G protein-coupled receptor signaling pathway; cellular response to starvation. NCBI's taxonomy places the organism in Eukaryota, Metazoa, Chordata, Lepidosauria, Squamata, Eublepharidae. The record is from RefSeq and is a predicted model, not a curated record. Gene Ontology annotation, molecular function: neuropeptide hormone activity. The transcript is spliced from 3 exons.
AUGGCUAGCUCCAGGCUUUCUAUUCUCUGCAUUGGGUGCUCCAUCCUCUUACUCUUGGGGGCUUGCGAGGAAUCCACAGAGAUCCGAGGUGUGGGCGAUGCAGCUGAUGAAAGCCAGGAGGAAAAAGAAAUGAUCGAAGAGUUGCAAGAGAUCUUGGAGAAGCUGAGGAGCGGCCAGCUGCCACCCAUCGAGAAGAAGUUAGGGUGGGUGCCUUCGUGUGAUGCAGGUGAACGAUGUGCGGUACGAAAAGGGUCUCGCAUCGGUAGACUUUGCAACUGUCCCCGCCGAACUUCCUGCAACAUGUACAUCUUGAAGUGCUUGUGA